GCAACAAUAAGCAAUUGAGAAGGAGCGACGAUGAGGUUCGGGCGAAGAGUACCGUGUGUUCUGCCCUAUGUGCUGCUAUUGGUGAUACUGUGCUAUGCCUCCAAAUUAAGUUAUGCGGACCCCGGCACCAAGACUGAUGAUGGUCAGCAGGUCGAGCUAGAGAUAGGUAAUAUAUAUGAUAAUAUUUCCUAUCGUCCUUAUAAAGAUGAAACACUGAAGAACGAAAAGGAGGACGUGACACGUAGGGCUAGUGAGGAAAAAGAUGAUAUAGAUUAUGUAAUUGGACUAGCAAGGGAUCGGUCCGCAGAAUAUUUAGACUCGAUAGGAAUUAACAGGGCAAUAACUGACCGUACGCCCUUCUCCGUGGAUUUUUGGUAUAGGGAAGAAUAUCAAGUGAAAUAUGGGGGAAAACAUGACAAUUGGGCUAUGAGUGGGAGCAAUAGCAAUGGAAGAAAGAUACUAAAGACGGCGAACAGAUGUCCGUCUGGAAACCUAGGGGAUAUAGGAGGGAAUGGAUGCAAGGCGGUAUCCAUAUCAGAAAGGACGAAUUAUUCUCAUGACGUGUUCCUGACGGAUAAAGGCAUACUGAGUUUUUACAUAACAGAACCGAUCGAUCCGAGAGAGGCGUUGUUGAAUGUAAAUGGAAAGGUUAAGUUGGAAGGGAAGAUCAUGGUGGAGUUCUCGUAUGAUUACAGCAUACAGUCAUUAGGUCGGAAGUCGACAAUCCGAUUGAUUAGCUCUACUUCUGGCAUAGAGGUUAAUACAGAUGAUUUGAAUGUCGAAUACACAUGGGAUGUGUGUCAGAGCAUUGAUAUUACCAAGAUUCCUGUUUCUGAAUCUGGUGGUGAAAAUGUAUUUGAUUGUGAAUUGAGGGUGGAUUCAUCAUUAUGCGCGUAUAGCUGGGUGUUCAUUGUCAUCUUUGCCAUUUUAUUAGUAUUGUCUAUUGGUAUGUUGUGUCUCGCCUAUUAUCGUGAUCCAGAUGGCACCGGUAUCAUCCUGUUGAAGAAGCGCCACCAUGAGUCUGAUAACCGCACUCAAAUGUCGCAGUACGAGGACGAUAUGUGACGUGCGCAUGUAUCACGGCUUUCAGAAAUGACGCUGCGUUUUGGUGGUAUCUACUGAGUCCUCCACGACAGAUGACGUCUAUUGUAUUUGGGUUUCUUACCCCGGCCUUUUCACCGCAUUCUGGAGUGUUUGCAUCUUUUUAAUAAAAGUGCGUAUGCUUUGGCAGUGUACGUUGAAGAAAAAUUGUUUUUAACUACCGACGCUCGCGCGUGUUUUAGGGGUUACAGAAGACGGUUUUCAUUUUACAUCUGUCGGCGAUUAACUUUGCCUUUGGGUCUAUGUGUCGGCAGAUAAUGACGCAGGACAAAGACUUCACUUGGUUAACUGUUUUGUACAACUUUCCUACGCGAAUCAGGAAGAUGAC
Messenger RNA from Schistocerca gregaria, 1429 nucleotides. RefSeq lists its product as uncharacterized. The coding region runs from base 31 to 1065 and encodes 344 amino acids. The transcript is spliced from 5 exons. Lineage: Eukaryota; Metazoa; Arthropoda; Insecta; Orthoptera; Acrididae. The record is from RefSeq and is a predicted model, not a curated record.